Molecule: messenger RNA, 1179 nt
Organism: Megalobrama amblycephala (Wuchang bream)
Lineage: Eukaryota; Metazoa; Chordata; Actinopteri; Cypriniformes; Xenocyprididae
Product: GPI transamidase component PIG-T-like
Exons: 3
Coding region: 79-354 (91 amino acids)
Biological process (GO): attachment of GPI anchor to protein
Cellular component (GO): GPI-anchor transamidase complex
Source: RefSeq, a predicted model, not a curated record
UAGACUUUGGUUCCUUCUCCUGUAGGUUACAUUCACUACCAGCCCGCUAAAGACAGCCAUCGUCCUCAUCUACUAGAGAUGCUGAUCCAGUUACCGCCUCACUCAAUGACAGAGGUCACUGUACAGUUUGAAAGGGCCCUUCUCAAAUGGACUGAGUACACCCCUGAUCCCAACCACGGCUUCUAUGUUGGAUCCUCUGUGGUCAGCGCCCUUGUGCCAAGUAUGGUUGCAAUGAACAGCAACUUCACACAAGACCAACCGUUGUUUAGCAGUUUUGUCCCAGUCAAAGAAGAGUCGAAGCUACUUUGUGCGAGUGUACACAGAACCCCUGCUGGUAAAUCUACCCACGCCUGACUUCAGCAUGCCCUACAAUGUCAUCUGCCUCACCUGCACGGUGGUCGCGGUGGGCUACGGCUCCUUUUACAACUUGCUGACCCGCAUGUUCCAGAUAAACCGAGUCCACCGCUGGCCAAACGCUUGGCCAACCUCGUUCGUCGCAUUAAGGGGAGUGCCACUGCUGACCUAACUGCCGAGAGCAGGUUCUAACACCUGAAAUGUCCAUGUUAGGCAGCUUAGAGAAUUGUGACUCUAAAACAGCAUCUGUUGGAGUUUUAAGAUGCUUUUCAGCCCUGGAAGGACUCAAUGCCAAGUGACUGUUCUGAACUUUUGUUGAACAAAUGACCUUCCAAAAUGUAUUAGCCACCUUUUCUUUUCUUUUUUUAAGCCACAUAAGCACAGACCACUUUUUUUUAUUUUUUACUUUGUUUUGUCAAGUCAUAAGCAUAAACAUAGCUUGCUGUCACAAGAACAUUUCUCAAAGGAACUGCAUGGUUUGGGCAUCUGGGAGAAAUAUACAUGGAAGAGCGUGAUAUUAAGUCGUCUCUGUUUACGCCACUCUUUUGAGAGCAUUUCACACAAACACAGACACUAUAAUCCAACUACUGAAAAUGUAUGUCUACGAAUGUGGCACAUAUUUUCUACUUUCUCUAAUGCACUGAUAUUCAAAUGUGUGUUGUUUUGAAGGACUGGACUUGUUUUUAGUGUUCUGGCUUUUUUUUCGUGCAUUUGCCUGUGGGCAGACCACAUAAUGGCCUCUAGACUUGGUGUUAUUGAAUUUGAAUUCUGAAGCAUCUCUUUAACACUGGUUAACUUUCCAGUAAUAAACUGACUGGAAACCCA